GUGAUCAAGGAAAUCAGUAUUGUGUCUGAGCAUAGCCCGUAGAUGAACGUGCUACGCAUCCCAGUUCUACUUCAGAAGCCUUGCAACAGAUUGUGGAGAAUUUCGAAAACAAGGGUGAUCAGGUGAAAGCCAAACUUUAGAUACAUAGCUUCUCGGGCGUAGUGUAUCAUACUGUAAGAAGUGUUUUGACUCAGGAUGGACGGCCCAGGGCAUGAGGAAUAUCCUAUUUAUCCUUGAUUGGCUACAGCUUUGGUCUAAACAUGAGGACUGCAGCAUCCAGGCAGCAUCAUUCUUCCUAAUUCUUCUCCGAUAUCCUUUCCACGAUACUGCGCUGCAGACUAUGAGAUUUGAUGCUUUUUUGAAUUAUUCUACGCUAUAAUGAACAACCCCAAUCGAUAUGAUUCGCCCACCGGACUUAACAUUGGUUCACCCAGGAUGAUGUCCCCUAGAACCCACAGAACUCACCGCUCCGCGCGUUCUCACCGUCUUCACCAGAAUUCCACUCAUGAUCCUAAUGAAGUUCAAGACGAGGCCCAACUUCAUACUGCGGAAAACUUGCACCAAGACAAUUCCACGUUCAAUCUUGAUCCAGAUGCACCUAUACUUGGGGCUGGAGGCGAGAGUAUACAAGAGGCUAUACGCUCUGAAGAACAGCGUAAUGAAAUGAGGAAAGAAAAGAACUUUGUGGGCGGUUUUGUAGUGGGGCUCAAGCGAGUUUUGAAACCAACUUGGAAUGAUAACAGACAGCAAUCAGAUCCAGAGGCUGCUUAUACAGGGACGCCGUAUGGAGCGGACAAUACGUACUUACCAGCGCGGGGUCCUGCAGACAUCGAAGAACAGCAUCCUCAUUCCGAAUCUUCUCGUUCCCCUUCUUCGGAAUCCCAAUUCUCACCUUCCAGUGAGACCAUGCAUGGUACCCAAGAAUUUCCGGACGAUGGUACAACUGCUAUAGACCAUCAGUCAAUGCCCAUGCCAGUGCCUAUUCCAGGUCACUAUGUCAGUCCUAUCCUUGUCGAACCUCAGCUAGCCCCAGAUUACGCUAAAAUGGGUUCAUCCGCAUCGAGCACAUCUGAAGGCUCGUUGAACUCAUAUGUUUCGCGCAUAGCCCAUUUCUUUCAACACAUAAAUGAGCUACCUUGGGUAGCAGACUCUCGUGUCACAGUGGACUAUUACCCAGGACAGUCCCCACGUCGUGCACGUUCUCGACCUCCUCACAGAAAAGUUCUAUCGUGGUACAACCGACAUGCGUUUCCACCUGGUCAAAACGCAGAACCUUUGGAUUUGGAUGCUGGAUCGUCGCCGUCGCCAGUUUUAGGACAGGUUGUGCAAAUGAUUGAGGCUCAACCUUCGGUGAUUACGAAAGAACCUACUAAGGAUGCAAUUCAGCCUUUGAUUCUACCCACUGUUCCUGUUCCAGAAUCUCAGAUUGAAUCCGGUCCUACAUAUUUUGCCGAGCUCAUUUCUCCCCUGCCCCCUCGUUCAGACACACAACAAUCUGCACGCACUGGGAGGUCGAUCGUUUACUCUGUCGUAAACCCCUCCGCUCCGUCUACUUCUACGACAACAACAACAACUUCUUCUCCCCUCACCGAGCCCCCGCGCCAUCUGGGAAUUGACACCAUGACCGCUUUGGCACAAAGCAUUACUGGUUAUACGCCGUAUCAACCUGUUGCACCUCAGUAUGGCCGCCCCAUUCAUGAACCUUUAGCUCAGGUUCCAGUGGCAUCUUCUGUGAUUUCUACGGGUGAUAUUCGCGAAGUACCUCCUGCUCAUACUAGAACCGGCACACCUGCACAGUCCAUGUAUCCGUACCCGUUGUAUGCGCCCCCUACCACUUAGUAUUUGAUUCUACAUCUACGCACGCCUCUGUUGCUACCACGUAAUCAAGGCCUGUACGGUGUGACAUUUUUUCGUUUACUUUACUUUCCUGUACGCAAGAAUGUAAGCCAAAAGGAUUAGGGAAUGGAUUUUGAAUUAGAAUAAUAAUUAAACUUGAACGGG
Lentinula edodes (shiitake mushroom) is the source of this 2001-nucleotide messenger RNA. RefSeq lists its product as uncharacterized. The transcript is spliced from 2 exons. Lineage: Eukaryota; Fungi; Basidiomycota; Agaricomycetes; Agaricales; Omphalotaceae. The record is from RefSeq and is a predicted model, not a curated record. The coding region runs from base 379 to 1839 and encodes 486 amino acids.